AUGUCUUCACAUACUCUUGUUCUCGCACCGCCAGUUGGUAAAAAUGGGCAAAAUAACUCCUCCAAUGGAGAUUACAGAUCCAAACUGGAACAUUACGCUGUAAAACUGAAAAUUAGGAUCAAGACUUGGGAGCAUGAAAAUAGCGGGGCAGAUUUAACAUGGGAUGUCAUCAAGAAGGAACAUCCUGAUAUGGCAAGGAGGUAUAAGAAGUAUUCAAAGCUUAAAAAGUUGCUUAAAAAGAGCGAUCUUGGGGAAGUUGACCUAGCUAAACUUUUUGCGAACUGGUCUCGUAAUUAUAGAGAAGAACAUCCAACCAAUUUAUCACACAAAAGCUCAGAAAAUACAGAAGAGAGAGGCGCUGAUAAAGGACAAUAUACCCUGCACCCUCGCCAUCAUCACCAUCAUCAUCAUCAUUAUAUUGAUGCAAAACGGAAAGGCAGUCUUGAUUUUAAAAAUGCUCCUAAUGGUAGCUCAACUACGCAUCAGAAAGUAAAAAAGUUACAUGGAGUCCCUGAAACUCCAACAAGAAGAACUAAGUUGAGGCCUAUCUAUGAAGAUGGGAUCGGUUUGGCCGAAGGGGGCCUUUCAGACGCAAAAAGUGACAAUGAUAAACAGGAUGACGAUAUUUUUGUAGACAAUGAUGAACAAACAGAUAGAAUUGGUCCUACGCCACAACUUAAUGGCAGAGUUCUUGGAAUUUUUGAUAUAGAGCUGAAACAGCUCAAGGAUAAAAAUCCACUCGAGCAAACGCCGUCUAAGGUGAAAGAUCAAGAGAUUACAAUUAUAUCGCCAUGUUCUUCCAAGCUUACAAACAACAAAGCUGCAGACAACACCAAAAGUCUGUCUGCAAGUAUGUUUGAAACCCCAAAAGGUGAAGUUCGUACCAAGGAUGUGCUCUUUAAAACUCCGCAGCAGAGUCUGGCUUCUUGUCGUAAAAAGCUAAAUUUCAGCUCAAAUAUUGAGCAGACUCCACAAUACUUGCAUCACGAGACGGAGACACUGUCAAUGCUGGACUAUGACGGAAUGCUCUCUGAUCUAAGUGACUUUGAGGACUCAAGCAGUGACUUUGAAAGUUCCUCUGAUGAUAAAACUUCAGGAAGUCCAGAUAUUGGUGAUGAUGAUGUUAUUGUAGGUGGUGGUAAUACUAUCGAUGAUGAUCACAACGAUCAUAUUUUAAAGCCGGUGUCUACAUCUAAAAAGGACGAUUUCACCCCAGUGUUAUCUCCUACUCCAAACGUGCGGAAGCUGGUAGAACCAAGUCCGUUGAUUAAAAGACAUUACGAGAAGUCACUUUUCACAAUGAACCAGGAGCUAAAAAGCAUUAAGAAGAAUCUUGAAUUCUUUGCCGAUCAGGAGAAUUUAAAGCCGCCAGUUUCGGAAAAUGAAGGUUCGCUCCAUGAUGAAAAAAGCGGUGAAAAUGCGAAACCGCAGAAGGAGCAUGAUCCAAUUGCCAGCUACAGGAAAAAGAUCAAAACGAUAAAACGAACAACGCGUAGAUCGAAGUUGAAAACGAAAGGCCCUAAUGAUGUUGCAGAUGAACUACAAGGUGUCGAUAUUCAUAAGAAACUAAGAGAAUUGGAGGAGAAUACAAGGAAACGCCGUAUGGCGGCAUUAGAUAUGGCAAAUGGUGAAUCUAAUAGUGUUGAUGUGAAUGAUAGUGAUUCUCAGAAGGAAGAGGAAGUAUAUGUGAGGAAGAUGAUCAGGGAUCCGCCCAACAAGAAAAGAAGAGGCAUCAAUCCGCUAUCGAAUAAUUUUGUGCGUCUCAAAAUCAACAAUCAUCGUCGUGGCCGUUUCAGAGGAAGACGAUAA
This is a messenger RNA of Brettanomyces bruxellensis, 1809 nucleotides long. RefSeq lists its product as uncharacterized. Lineage: Eukaryota; Fungi; Ascomycota; Pichiomycetes; Pichiales; Pichiaceae. The coding region runs from base 1 to 1809 and encodes 602 amino acids. Gene Ontology annotation, biological process: DNA replication. The transcript has a single exon. The record is from RefSeq and is a predicted model, not a curated record.